Molecule: messenger RNA, 423 nt
Organism: Paraglomus occultum
Lineage: Eukaryota; Fungi; Glomeromycota; Glomeromycetes; Paraglomerales; Paraglomeraceae
Source: the annotation of a GenBank genome assembly
AUGUGGGUCAGGCAUUCGAGACACACAGAUGCUGUAAAGGUACUAGUACCAUAUAGCGCUGAUGUAGCCGACAUGAAAAAGGUGGUGAAGAGAGAGCUGGCGCCCGCUAUCGAUCAGGAAAGUCUAGGACAAGUGUUGUUGUUGAGUACCAAGUUGGGAAGGCUCAAGCCUGAUAUGAAGAUUAAAAAGGUGGCGGGGCGAGAGAAGAUCUUGAUUGUAUUUGUCGACAAUGUUGCCUCUCGUUUGCAUCUCAAAAUGCUAACCUCUGAUCAAGUCCCAAUACAAGUCAACAACCCCUUCUGUCUCAAGACUGAUGAUGCCUACAUUGCUGUGGCAAAAGUGCUCGCAGGCGACUACUCUCACAAGGACAUUAAAAUGCUCAAGAAGAAUCUAUGCGAAUCCAGUGUCGAGUCAUGGAGUUGA